AUGACUAACACCAAUUUCAGUGUUCUUAACAAAAAUGAGUCCCUUAAUAGUGCUUAUUCAACCAAGCGCUGGUCCGGCGAAUAUCCGUUCUCCACUUCACGUACAUUUUCAUCUCACCGUCCUAGUCAACUGAAAAUUGGGUUGGCGUCAACGAACGGUACUUAUGAGCCCCGAUCCACUGGGUCUUCUUUGCGUCCCGCCGCGGAUGGCAAGUCACCUAGCCUAACAGAUGAUACCAAACAGGUUUCUCCUGUUGUUCCCCGACCGGAAGUGGUGCUUUCGAAGUCCCCGACAUUGGCAACACAAGAACAAUCAGAUAGUGAUUUGGGUGAGCAGUCGUCUGCCACUUCGGUCAAUUUGCGUCGAUCUUCAUCCGGUCGUUCACGACUGUCCGGAUUUUCUUUUUCACGUUUUCGCCGCACACCCUCUUCAGCGGCUGUGAAACGUGCGCAAAGCUUUGAUCAACCAUCUACCUCUCCAAGUCCCGCGUCCGCUGUCGUCAGCCUAAUGGAUGCAGUACGUCCCAAUCGCAUAUCGAUUGAGUGUGCAACGGAGCGUGAUGAGGCCGUCCCGACAACGACAACAACUACUACAGAAAAACAAAAUGAUUCGCAAUCGAUAACACUGCCCUUGUCAUUCUCGACCAAGCCCGGUCAAAAUAUGUCAGAGAAUAUUUCGAGACUGGGCACGCUUCAGUCAACUCAAUAA
Molecule: messenger RNA, 708 nt
Organism: Echinostoma caproni
Lineage: Eukaryota; Metazoa; Platyhelminthes; Trematoda; Plagiorchiida; Echinostomatidae
Source: the annotation of a GenBank genome assembly